Emericellopsis cladophorae is the source of this 1539-nucleotide messenger RNA. RefSeq lists its product as uncharacterized. The record is from RefSeq and is a predicted model, not a curated record. Bases 1 to 1539 code for a protein of 512 amino acids. Gene Ontology annotation, cellular component: lysosome. Lineage: Eukaryota; Fungi; Ascomycota; Sordariomycetes; Hypocreales; Bionectriaceae. The transcript has 5 exons. Gene Ontology annotation, biological process: glycoside catabolic process; fucose metabolic process. Gene Ontology annotation, molecular function: alpha-L-fucosidase activity.
AUGGCUAAUUUAGCCGAAGGACCCUAUGAGCCGACCUGGGACUCGACAGACAGGCACAAUGCGACCCUUGAGUGGUUUCUAGAUGUCAAUUUUGGUGUAUAUUGGCACUGGGGCGCCUUCACAACGCCCCAGUACGGUUCAGAGUGGUUCAUCACCGGAGGCAAAGAACUCCAGGGCAAUGACGUCCAAUUCAAUCCCGUCCUGGCCUCCGAAGGCGGCGAGUUCGACCCGGCCGCGUGGAUGCGGGUCAUCAAGGCCUCGGACGCACGCUUCGCAGGACCUGUUGCUGAGCAUCACGAUGGCUUCUCCAUGUGGGACAGUGAGGUCAAUGAGUGGAACUCGGUUGAUCUUGGCCCCAAGAUUGACCUGGUCAAGCUGCUCGCCGACUUGGUGCCUGAAAACGAUAUGAAGCUGGUGAUUGCCAUGCACCAGGCCUUCAACGUCAACGGCUUCUUCGCGCACGCGCCCCAGCAGGACGAUCCCAGCCUAGGCACGCUGCUGGGCCAGGUGCCCGCGAAGAGGGCGACCAGAGCCCGGGGUAUUGCCAAGGCGACAGCGACCAUCGCUCCAUUGGACAUGGACGUCCUGACCACAUACAAACCUCUUGUCGAUGGGUUCCAUGAUACCUCAGCUGUCGCGGACUGGGAGCGCGGUGGUCCCGCCGAGCUCACGCGCCCGUGCUGGCUGACUGACGAGGCCAUCAGCGCUACCAGCUGGAGCUACACCGAGGGUAUCUCCUAUUACAGCAUCCCAUCCAUGCUCCAUUCGCUGCUAGAUCGCGUGAGCAAGAACGGCAACAUGCUGCUCAACAUCUCGCCCACUACUGUAGGUGUUAUUCCACAGGAGCAGGAGGACGUCCUGCGCGCCAUUGGCGACUAUCUCGGGCGCUAUGGCAAAUCUGUAUACGGCACGCCAGCCUGGAAUAUCUACGGCGAGGGCCCCAACAUGGCCGGCGGUGGUUCUUUCACCGCACCCCUCGUCGGUAACAGCAGCGUCAUUCGCUUCACGCGCAACAAGGAGAACAAUGUGCUGUACGCAGCUGGGCUGGGCUGGCCAGAGGACAGGAAGGUCUCGAUUCAGAACCUCGGCUCCGAUGCGCUCGUCAGCCUCGAAAGCUUGCAGUCCGUGCAGCUUCUUGGCGACGACGCCAGUCAGCAAGCGAAUGCCGAGUGGGAGCAGACUGACGAGGCGCUCGACAUCACCUUCCCCGAGCAGCCUGCCGAGUCGUGGGCCUAUGCCCUCAAAUUGACAUUCGACCAACGCAUCCCGGUGCCUCAGCCCAAAGAGGGCGCGUCCAUCUUUUCGGGGAGCGAGGCGCAGGGCGAGGGUGUCACGCUUGGCUUGGGUGACUUCAAGCGUAUCUUCAUGACUGAGGCUGGGCUCGCGCCCAAGAAGAUUCGCUCCAUUCGCGUCUCGCCCGGCUCCAAGGGGACGCUCUGUGCGAACUGGGACCUCAAGGGCGCGAGCACGGAGUUGGGCGCUGGUGAGCACAGGGUGGAGGCGUGCUCAGUGGGCUCCAUCAGGAUUGAGAAUGUUUAA